UUUGGGCUGGUUAGCGUUAGCAUAACUUAGCUUUAGCUUUCAACGCGUAGCACCGCUCACUUCCGGUUUGGGCUCCUGCUCUCACCUGGUAGCUGGCUGACAGCAACCUGCUUUGCUCCAGAACCCAGUUGUUGUGUGUAAAGCAGCUGUUCUAAGGAUCUACCACUUCUGUGACGGAUUGAAUACAGAGCUGGGGCAGACAGGAGAGGGAAGGGGAGAGCUUGAACCCUGGUCUCCCCCGCUGACCCUGAGUAAACCAGCCAGCCAUGGAUGACAGCUCCUCACUGGGAAAAGUCAGCAGCUCCACCGAGUCCGUGGCCACCGUCACCAGUGAGGAGUUUGUUCUGGUACAGCCCAGUGCAGCAGGGUCACCACAGGGCUCUGAGGGCAAACCGAGACUCAAGAUGUCUUGGAAUGGAAGCGAGCAGCUGGAAAGAGCCAUGGAGGACGUGCUGGAUGAUGAUGAUGAUGAUCAGGUGAAGACGGAGGUGGAGAAGAGCAGUGUGGAAAAAAUGGAGAAGGACCCAGAGAGCCAAGUCCUGGAGCCACCACCUCCAGAAGCAUGUCCAGCACCGGCCAGCCCUGUUGUCCUGGAGGAGGACAGUGUCCAGUUUAACAAGCUGUCCUACCUGGGCUGCACCUGGGUCAAAGCCCCCCGUAACGAGGCCGAGGCCCAGGACGCCAUGACCACCCUGCGAGCAGAGAGCGCCAUUCCCAUCCCCAUCACCCUGCAUGUCCCCUGCGGACCAGACGGCUCAGUCAGGAUUGUGGACCAGGCUUCAGGUACAGAGAUCGCCUCCUUCCCCAUUUACAAGGUGUUGUUCUGCGCUCGGGGACAGGAGGGCUCAGUGGAGAGCGACUGCUUCUCCUUCACCGAGAGUUACCGGAGUUCUGAGGACUUCCAGAUCCACGUCUUCUCCUGUCACAUUAAGGAAGCUGUCAGUCGGAUCCUCUACAGUUUCUCCACGGCCUUUCGACGCUCUUCUCGGCCGGCAGACAUCAGGGACACAACGCUGUCCGGCCCCCCCGACAGUGACCUCUACACCUUCACUGUGUCGCUGGAAAUCAAAGAGGAUGAUGGCAAGGGCAACUUCAGUCCAGUGCCAAAGGACAGAGAUAAGUUUUACUUCAAGUUGCGACAGGGCGUCCAGAAGAAGGCCGUCAUCUCAGUUCAGCAAAUGGGCAACAAGGAGCUGGGCAUCGAGAGGUGUUUUGGGAUGCUGCUGAGUCCAGGACAGAAAGUCUGCAACAGUGACAUGCAUCUACUAGACAUGGAGUCGAUGGGGAAGAGCUCUGAUGGGAAGGCCUACGUUAUCACAGGAACGUGGAACCCUACCUUGGCCGUCUUCCAGCCACUGAAUGAAGACACACCUAAAGAUAAACAAGUGUACAUGACGGUGGCAGUGGACCUGGUCGUGACUGAAGUGGUGGAGCCGGUUCGUUUCCUGCUGGAAACUCUGGUCAGGGUCUAUCCAUCAAACGAACGCUUCUGGUACUUUAGCAGGAAGACCUUCAGCGAGACCUUUUACCUCAAACUCAGACAGCAGGCACCAGAGCGGAUUGGUCCGAGCGAUGCUAUGUAUGAAGUGGUGAGCCUUCAGAGGGAGGCUGAGAGAAACAAUGAAUUACCCACGCCCACUGAGGAAGAGGAGGUUGAUGAAGAUAGCGACAGUGAAAUCUCUAGUGGGACAGGAGAUGUUUCCAAAGACUGUCCUGAGAAAAUCCUGGAGUCCUGGGGAGGAAUCCUCAACAGAUGGCAUGGAAACCUGUCCACUCGUCCAAAGGGUCUGUCCCCACUGGUCCGUAGCGGCAUUCCUGAGCCGCUCAGAGCCGAAGUCUGGCAGCUGCUGUCCGGUUGCCACGACAACCAUGACCUGCUUGAGAAUUACCGCAUCCUCAUCACCAAGGAUUCAGCCCAGGAAGGUGUGAUCACCCGCGACAUCCACCGCACCUUCCCUGCACACGACUACUUCAAGGACUCUGACGGAGAUGGACAGGAUUCACUGUACAAGAUCUGCAAGGCCUACUCUGUCUAUGACGAGGAAAUUGGUUAUUGUCAGGGUCAGUCGUUCCUCGCUGCCGUUCUCCUGCUUCAUAUGCCCGAGGAACAGGCCUUCUGUGUGUUAGUGAAGAUCAUGUAUAAAUACGGCCUCAGAGCUCUCUACAAGAACAACUUCCAAGAUCUUCACUGCAAGUUCUUCCAGCUGGAGAGGCUAAUGCAGGAACAGCUUCCAGACCUGUGGUCCCACUUCCAGGAGCUAAACCUGGAGGCGCACAUGUAUGCCUCCCAGUGGUUUCUCACCCUCUUCACUGCCAAGUUCCCCUUGUGCAUGGUGUUCCACAUCACUGACCUUCUGCUCUGCGAGGGUCUGAACAUCAUCUUCAAUGUAGCCCUGGCCCUGCUCAAGACGUCUAAAGAGGACCUGCUGCAGGCUGAUUUUGAAGGGGCUCUCAAGUUCUUCAGAGUCCAGCUCCCGAAACGCUACAGAGCUGCAGAGAAUGCCCGAAGGCUUAUGGAGCAGGCCUGCAACAUCAAGGUUCCAACCAAAAAACUGAAGAAGUUUGAGAAGGAAUAUCAGACGCUGAGAGAGAGCCAGCUGCAGCAAGAGGACCCCAUCGACCGAUACCAGAGGGAGAACCGUCGUCUUCAGGAGGCCAGUAUGCGACUAGAACAGGAAAACGAUGACCUGGCCCAUGAACUGGUCACCAGUAAGAUCGCCCUUCGGACCGACCUGGACCAGGCGGAAGACAAAGCUGAUGUUUUGAACAAAGAGCUGCUGAGCACUAAGCAACGUCUCGUGGAGACAGAGGAAGAAAAGAGACGACAGGACGAGGAGACGGCUCAGCUGAAGGAAGUGUUCAGGAGGGAGCUGGAGAAAGCAGAGCUGGAGAUCAAGAAAACCACAGCGAUCAUAGCUGAAUACAAACAGAUCUGCUCCCAGCUGAGCACCAGACUGGAGAAGCAGCAGGCGGCAACGAAAGAGGAGCUGGAUUUAGUCAGGAGUAAAGUAUCGGGCUGUGAUCACUGUCGAGACCUGUUCAGCACCCUUGGGACCCUGCAGGUGUCGUCCCCCGGCAGGGACAACACGUCCAGCGAGCCGCAGGACGAGGAGAAGGACGGGCUGAACGAGCAGCUGAGGCAUCUGGAGCUGGAGCUGGCCCAGACCAAGCUGCAGCUGGUGGAGGCCAAGUGUCGCAUCCAGGAGCUUGAGCACCAGCGCGGAGUCCUGAUGAACGAGAUCCAGGCGGCCAAGAACUCCUGGUUCAGCAAGACUCUGGGCUCCCUGAAGAGCUCCAGCUCCUCGUCCGCCAGCUCCACAUCCCAGACGCCGUCCUCUCCGAAGGAAGGUCCCGCCUAGAUGACCCCUCCUCCCGCAAUCCCCCUUCUAUAUAUAUAUAUAUAGAUAUAUACAGAUAUCUCUAUAUAUAUAAAUAUAUCCCCAUGUAGGGAUGCACACAAGAGCUGAGGAACACAGAUUGAGGAAACAAGCAGCAGAGAAAUGCAGUAUUCCUUUUCCAAGUGGUGGCGAGGUGCAGCUCAGCAGCUUCUCUGAUGGCAAAUAGCUAUAAAGAUGGGGGGGGGGGUCUGGAC
Limanda limanda (common dab) is the source of this 3592-nucleotide messenger RNA. RefSeq names its product RAB GTPase activating protein 1-like (gene rabgap1l). The record is from RefSeq and is a predicted model, not a curated record. Lineage: Eukaryota; Metazoa; Chordata; Actinopteri; Pleuronectiformes; Pleuronectidae. The coding region runs from base 267 to 3359 and encodes 1030 amino acids. The transcript is spliced from 26 exons.